GAAAGGGCACAAUUCUUUAUAUAACGGAAUAUGACCUUGGUGAUUUUUAUCUGUAUUUAGAUGAAAAGUCGGAUUUUGCGCUUUUCUUCCCACGACACGACUAACAUUUUCGUUUCCCGUAAAAGCGGCAUUGCGUCUAUCAACAUCUACCGGAAGAGAGUACAGAUUAAUGCGCACCGACCAGAGUCGAAAACGGAACUUCAUCACCGCUGGCUAAACAGUAAGUUUUGAAGUCUUUUGUAACUUCGAAUCCAGCGUAUCUAAAGAUACACUCGAAAUGGAGUCUCUGACUGCCGCAAACACCCGCUUCUCGCUGGAUCUCUUUACGAAGAUUAUUAACGGUAACAAAGGCAAUGUCAUCUUUUCACCGUUCAGCCUUUCUUCCGCCCUGGCCAUGGUGUACUUGGGGGCUCGGGGUGACACAGCCGCUCAGAUGGCGCAGACUCUGCAUUUUCACAAAGCUGAAGAAGAUGUUCACGUUGGAUUCAGCCAGCUAUUGUCCUUGCUUAACAAACCUGGGGCCCCUUAUUCACUGAGCAUUGCCAACCGCUUGUAUGGAGAGCAGUCUUAUCAGUUUGUUGAGAAAUUCCUUACUGACAGUAGGAGACACUACAACGCUGAUCUGGAGCCUGUUAACUUCCGAUCAGACGCCGAGGCAGCCAGGGUGAACAUUAACACCUGGGUGGAGAAGCAGACAAACGAGAAAAUCAAGAGCUUGUUGGCUCCAGGGGCAAUUGACCCCUUAACUAGACUUGUCCUGGUAAAUGCCAUCUAUUUCAUCUGUAACUGGCAGAAAAAAUUUCGUCCUGCAAACACAAGGGAAAUGCCCUUUAAAAUAAACAAGAAUCAGAGUGUGCCAGUGAUGAUGAUGAACCAAACAGACAAAUUUGGUUUGACUUACAUUCUAGAGGCAAAGUGUCAGGUUCUGGAGAUGCCCUAUGUUGAUGAAGAGCUCAGCAUGCUCAUCAUGCUACCAAGUGAGAUCAAUGGGCUGGAGGAGCUGGAACAAAAGCUCACAUGUGAGAACCUUACGGACUGGACGAGACCAAACAUGAUGCACGUUCAGGAGGUGAUUGUGAAAUUGCCCAAGUUUAAGUUGGAGGAGACCUAUGAUAUGAAGCAGGUCCUGAGCAGCAUGGGUAUGGUGGACGCCUUUGAUAAACAGAAGUGUGACUUCUCCGGCAUGUCUCCCGAUAAUGACCUGGUGCUCUCCAAAGUGGUGCACAAGGCCUUCGUAGAGGUGAAUGAGGAAGGCACAGAGGCGGCCGCUGCCACUGCAUGUCUCAUGAGUUUUGGCUGUUCCAUGUCACGCAGCCGGCCACUCAUGUUCACUGCAGACCACCCCUUCCUGUUCUUCAUCAGGCACAAUCCCACUAAGAGCAUCCUCUUCUAUGGCCGCUUCUGUUCACCCUAAAGCCUGAGCAUUUCUCAGGUGGAACAUGAUGGGUAAAUAUAACAAAGAUAACCGAAUACUGUCUGCGUUGUUGUGAUGCCAAAUUACUUUAAAAAUGGCAUUUUUACUCCUGCUUUUCUAUGGACCUUUACAAUGUAUUUUGAACAAAAUACCAAAGAUUAUCCUGAAAGUGAGAAGCAGUAAAAUCCUUGAAAAUGAAUAAAAAUGAAAAUUCAUAUGUAACAUGA
This is a messenger RNA of Paramormyrops kingsleyae, 1641 nucleotides long. The record is from RefSeq and is a predicted model, not a curated record. Lineage: Eukaryota; Metazoa; Chordata; Actinopteri; Osteoglossiformes; Mormyridae.